AGGAUGCACUUGGCACUUGCCAUCUUGUCUGGUGGGAGAGAGGCAAGCAAGCAAGCAGGCACGCAGCAGCAGCUUCAGCUAGCAGGCAGCCAGCACCCGAGCUUCCAGUUGCGGUGCUCUUGUGGCUAUCUGUCAUCUAACAGUCACAAGUAACUUACGACACUCAGAGGCCAAACUUCAACGACUCCUGACGUCUUAUUCUCUCACCGCCGCUGGACUGUACUUUUCUACUUGAAGGGUCCGAGAGGAAUGUUUACAUUAUGAUUCCACACCUGUUGGCGAAACUAGCUCACUUGAGCUAACUCGGCUAGUCGGCAAAUCGAAAAAGAGAGAGAAGUGGGCUCACAAACCGGGCCGGGCCUGCCUCCGACUGAAGUCCCGGGGACAGCUGCUGAACAUCUCGGACAAGGGCCUGCUUGUUGCGGGGCUCGCAAGGACACAAGGACGGCUGACCGGGUGCCAGAGAGGCCGGGGAGGAGUGGAGUGACUGGACACCGCGUGAGGUCUCAGGAGUUUGGGACAGUCUUGGACCGUGUUUGUGACUUUUCUCCGAGUGGACUGAGCGAGAGGUAAAUGGUAUGGAAAAGUGCUGUGGUGGUACGUCUCCGUGUUGUGUCCACCUCCAGUGAAUUUAUCAGUAGAAGACGGGACGUGCGCCGCUUCGUUUCAUGUGGGAAUACACUGACUCGACGGAGCAAGCCAACAUGUCGAAAAUGCCAGCGAAGAAGAAGAGUUGUUUCCAGAUCACGAGUGUGACGCAGGCUCAGGUAGCGGCCAACAACACCGCAGACGACACAGAGAGUCUGGACGACCCGGACGAGUCCCGAACAGAAGAUGUGUCACGGGCUGACCUUGCUGUGUGCGAUAGGAGCUCGUCCGAGGAAACCUUAAACAACGUGGGAGACACGCUGGAUGCACAGGCUGCUUUGACAGCUCCUGUCAACGGGGGUCUCGCCAAUAAUAAAAAUGCAUGCGACGGUCGUGCGACCCCACAGCAUUCGGUAACAAGUGUGCCCAUUGUUCCGCCCCCCACUGCCACUGUCUCUACCAGUGUUGCACCUGCGAAUACUUGCAGCUCUCGCUUCAGGGUCAUUAAACUCGACCAUGGUACGGGUGAGCCUUUCAGAAGAGGAAGAUGGACUUGCACUGAGUUCCAUGAGAAAGACUCUGAUUCCAAUGGUAAUCGGACUGUGGAUAGCAUCAAGCCAAAUGUAACCGUCGAUCACAGUACAGAACGGGACAGUGGAAUAGGGACCAACAGUAACACCGUAGUCUCCACCAGCACUUCCUCCUCACAGGCUUUGGAGAAUGCCGUGGACGACGGCAUUCAUGCCACUCUUUCUUUAGAGACUGUGCAGCAAGGCUUUGGCUUGGUCCCCCAGAUUGGGAGUGGAGCUAGUGCCUUCCAGCCCACAGGGUACUCAACAGCAUCAAAACAAACGCAACACGCUCAGGUCAAUAUGCAACCUGCUGCUCCCCAAUUUCUCUCCAAUAACCUCAAGGGCGUGCAGCAAAGUUCCCUGCAGCAGAAGUCUCCCAUCGUGCCGCCCGUUACACAAGUCCAGCACUUUCCUUAUUCGAACCAUCCCACAAGCCAGCUAGACUACCAGCGCUUGGGUUCAAGCACUCUUCUCAUAACGCCUCACUCUGUGGGCCCCUUGUCUCCUAUCAUGCUAGCUGGUUCGGUAGCCCAGGGGCUAGGUGUCGAUGCACCCGCCGCCCAGGGCCUCCUGCUCCACAUGGCAACAGGAGGUGCCCAACAGCAGCACCUGCUCAACCCUACACAGCCCUCGGGUGGGUUAGGUCUUGCCGCCACCUCCUCUGCCGCCAGCGGUGGCCUGAAUGUGCCUGUCACAGUGGCCACUACCACCACUACCCCUACAGCUGGGACGAGUCUGAUUCCUGGCACCGGAGGAAUCAGCACAGGCCUUCUCCCGGGAUUCAGCAAGCAGACAGAAGAUGGUUGGCCCAAAUCUGAAGUCCUACCUCAGCCCAGUGGCAGUGUGAUGCCAGUGAAAGACAGUAUGAAGCCUUUCAUCAGAGAAGGUUUCGGCCUUCCCAGUCCUGCUGUCAACAGCCUCUUUGGCAUCCAUAUAACCAUGGAUGGUGAUGAGGACAGUGCAUCCGGUGCCAGCGUAGUUGCCAUCGACAACAAGAUUGAACAGGCCAUGGAUCUGGUUAAGAGCCACCUAAUGUACGCCGUCCGCGAGGAGGUGGAGGUGCUGAAGGAGCAGAUCAAGGAGCUGUACGAGCGCAACUCCAUGCUGGAGCGCGAGAACGCCGUGCUUAAGUCGUUGGCCAACUCGGAUCAGCUCAACCAUCUUUCCAGCCACGGUAGCACGUCGCCCCCGCAGCAGCAGCAGCAACAUGCAGCCGUUACAAACAACAACACCCCCUUGACACACCUUGAGGGGGCUCAGAGCAUCCCCCACCAGCCCAACAUCACCUCGGCGUGAUCCCCUCCCUACCCGGCUCGCACCCAAACGCAUCCACCAAUCCAUACGCUCAAUUCCACAUCUCUGUCGAGCAUAGACAAAAGCAUACCGUCCCUACAACGCUGCGCUGCGUUUGUUGUGCUCCACUUGAGGGAAAUAGGGACAUCAUCUUGAAAGAGAGCCACCGUCACUCCUUGCAAAGUCUUAUUGAAAGCGACAAGCUGAAGUGAGAUGGUGGCACAAGGAAGCAGGAGCACGGCGGUGGCGGUGGGGCAACAAGUGGUCCAAAAGGGCAGUGCAAGACAUGUGGGAUGGCCCCAGUGGCAAGUGAAGCUCCUGCAAUGUCAGCGUCCACACGCCACAUCAUUCACGGGGGCCGGAAGUGACCAAGGGAUGAGUCAUCAUCAGCAGAGGCGUCCGGCGGAGCAAGUCCAGUGCCUCCUUCAAGAUAUGCUGCAACAUAAAGCUUACUUUGGUUGUUGUUUCCUCAGAGCCACCAUCCUUUGGCAUGUAACAUUUUCAUUAUUAGUUCACGUUUAGUAAUUGCAUUUAUUUAUUUCAGGGCUGCUAUUUUCAUAAUGUCACGAACAAUGUCACAAAAGACAAAAAAGUCUAUUGUCUUUUUUUAGAAUCUCGUCUGGACGUUUUGGUAGUCUCUCGCAAACAAGCAAAGUGUCAGUGAGUGAAGCGGAGGGUAGGAAAGAAACACUAAAGCAGAACUCGCAUGAGUUGAAAUCCAGGUUGAAUGUAUAUUUUGUAACGUAUUCAGAGUGAACACGGUAUGUACAGUACAGGAGAGGAAAAUCUGCCAAGAAAUGAAAUAUGUGCUGGGAGGUUUUUGAUAAAGUGAACUAUUAAUUCUUCUUUGUCUAAAUGGGUAGAAACAAACAAAAGAUUAGGGGCUUGGUUGGGGGAUGAAAAGCUGUGAAAUUGUUGGACCUAUUUUAUAACCAAAGACGCAACGCUGUGUAAGUCUUUUUCUGUUUUCACCCCUUUAUCAUCAUUAUUAUUAUUAUUUUUUAAAAGGCACACCUUCCCCCUUUAUUUUUUGGCUCUUUUGCAUGACCUGCAUGCCCUAUACGCAAACCACUUUCUUAAAGUCAUGUUUUUAAAUUCAGCACUCAAUUUGUGUUCUCUGUCAGCGCGUCUGUCUGUGGCUGUAGUUGUGAUGAAAGGGAACAAAUGCAGCGGAAUUGACGGAGAAGAGAGAAAAUGCGCCAUUUUUUUGUUACAUUACAGAGUUUAAUGUAUUUAACAAAGUUAGCAUUUCAAUUUUGAUUGUAGCAUACCAACACGCCCUUAAAAUAACUUCCAUAAUUACAUCAUUUACAGACCAUAAGGAAACUAUGAAACAUUUCUUAACUUGAAGCUGGAACCCAGACAGCGGUGACAUUUUGGGAUGUUCAUUGCGUCACCUGCUGUCGUCAGGUGAUACAGAUGCGGUCUAUGUGGCUUAGAACCAAACCAAAAUACUUGGAGAUUGUACGAGUUAUCUUACUACAAGAUGAACGCCUUUUUUUUUUCUUUAUUAAACCACAAAUGCAUUUAUUCCUCUCUUUGUUUUCCUUGUGAUUAAUUUGAAGGAGAUCUCGCGUACAUGCCAAGUGUACUGUACGGAAGUGAUCACUGAGCCUUGGAGAAGAAUCUUAACGAUGCCCUUGUAAUGUGCUGUUCAGACAUUUUAAUUUUCAGACUAUAAUAAAUGACUGUUUUAUUAAGAA
Syngnathus typhle (broad-nosed pipefish) is the source of this 4156-nucleotide messenger RNA. It is a transcript of the gene tsc22d2, whose product is annotated as TSC22 domain family 2. The record is from RefSeq and is a predicted model, not a curated record. NCBI's taxonomy places the organism in Eukaryota, Metazoa, Chordata, Actinopteri, Syngnathiformes, Syngnathidae. Gene Ontology annotation, biological process: regulation of transcription by RNA polymerase II. Bases 669 to 2456 code for a protein of 595 amino acids. The transcript is spliced from 3 exons.